ACAAAUCUCGACUUCACGCAUAAGUACGUCACUCCAUCCACCCCUCCAACACCACAACACAGUACUCAUAAUCCUCCAGCCUAUCUCCCAAAACAACCGCCAAAAUUUCCUUCCUGCGUCACUUCUUCACGCGCGCCCCCUCGCCCGCCACAAUGUCCGCCACAAAGACCAAGGUCCAGUCCAUCAUCGACGAGAACCCCGUCGCCGUCUUCUCAAAGUCGUACUGUCCAUACUGCCGCCAGGCCAAGCAGCUGCUGAGCGACAGUGGCGCAAAGUUCUACGCUAUCGAGUUGGACCAAGUCGAUGAUGGCUCAGCCAUUCAGUCCACACUUGGCGAAAUGACCGGCCAGACCACCGUCCCCAACAUCUUCAUCGCUCAGAAGCACAUUGGUGGAAACAGCGAUUUGCAGGCCAAGAAGAGCCAGCUCAACAACCUGCUCAAGGAUGCUGGUGCCGUCUAAAUACCCACAACAAAAGGGAAGCCGUAGCUACUGCACGAUAGCUUGUCACAUAAUAAAUGAAUGAUCGACAUCACACAUUCUGCACCUGA
Molecule: messenger RNA, 550 nt
Organism: Alternaria rosae
Lineage: Eukaryota; Fungi; Ascomycota; Dothideomycetes; Pleosporales; Pleosporaceae
Product: thioredoxin-like protein
Exons: 2
Coding region: 153-461 (102 amino acids)
Biological process (GO): cellular response to oxidative stress
Cellular component (GO): cytoplasm; nucleus
Molecular function (GO): glutathione disulfide oxidoreductase activity
Source: RefSeq, a predicted model, not a curated record